Messenger RNA from Pipistrellus nathusii (Nathusius's pipistrelle), 318 nucleotides. NCBI's taxonomy places the organism in Eukaryota, Metazoa, Chordata, Mammalia, Chiroptera, Vespertilionidae. The record is from the annotation of a GenBank genome assembly.
AUGGGUGAUGUUGAGAAGGGCAAGAAGAUUUUUGUUCAGAAGUGCGCCCAGUGCCGUACUGUGGAAAAGGGAGGCAAGCACAAGACCGGGCCAAACCUCCAUGGUCUCUUUGGGCGAAAGACAGGUCAGGCCCCUGGAUUUUCUUACCCGGAUGCCAACAAGAACAAAGGUAUCACCUGGGGCGAGGCUACUCUGAUGGAGUAUUUGGAGAAUCCCAAGAAGUACAUCCCCGGGACCAAAAUGAUCUUCGCCGGCAUGAAGAAGAGUGCAGAGCGGGCAGACUUGAUAGCUUAUCUCAAAAAAGCUGCUAAUGAGUAA